Molecule: messenger RNA, 2726 nt
Organism: Cottoperca gobio
Lineage: Eukaryota; Metazoa; Chordata; Actinopteri; Perciformes; Bovichtidae
Product: plexin domain-containing protein 1-like
Exons: 13
Coding region: 484-1854 (456 amino acids)
Source: RefSeq, a predicted model, not a curated record
GGAAGUCUGACAAAAAUCCAGAGCUCUGUUAGAGAGAGAAACAGAGAGACAAACACAAGGAAAGAGACAGACAGACAGAGACGGCGAAGUGAAGAGUAAUUUCAAGGACUUAAAAAUAAUGAGAUUGGAGCAAAAAAAGGGCAAGGAGAAAACACCUCUCUCUGCAACACUUCAACUGUUUGUCAACUAUUGUGCUGGCACAUCAUCCCAGAAGUUACUCUGAAGGGAAAAACAAGGAGGCAAAGCAGGGAAGUGAAACAGACCAACAGAGGAAGGAGAGAAAAGCAGUAAACCUCGGCUGAGGUGAGAAGAAAGCAGUUGUGUGGGAGAGCAGAGGCAAAAAGAGAGAGCGACGAAAGGCAGGGGAGUGGGGGAGUGAGGCACCCUGUUCCAUCCAGCGAAGUGAGAGGGGGACACGGAGAAAAGAAGAAGAAAAGAAGAUUGAUAAAGAGUCUAGGAAGGAGGGAGAAGAGUUGGCUGGACAUGGGGCUUUGUGCUGUUCUCCUCAUCUGUCUCUCCCAGGCAGAGCUGGGGAGAGUCUGGGCUCAAGAGCAUGAAGAUGCACUGAGAGGGACUCCGCUGCAUACAGAUGGGGAUCUGUCCGGGUUUCACAGAACCAGGAGGAACCAGCAGAACCCAUACAAAUACAGAGAAGCCCGCAACACUGGAGGAAGAGGACUUGAUAUCAGUACCCUGUCUGACAACAUGACCCGCAUAGUGGAGGACUCCCAGCGGUACUACACAUGGCAGAGUUUUGGUCCAACAGACAGACAGACAGAGGACUUGUGGGUAAAUCUGAACACCCUGCACGAGAGCCAAGUCCAGAUCCACGGCAUACUGUCCAAUGCACACCGACAGGCAGCGAGGGUGGCACUUUCUUUUGAUUUCCCUUUCUAUGGACACCACUUGAGACAAAUUAUCAUAGCUACUGGUGGAUUCAUCUUCAUGGGAGAGAUUACUCAUCGAAUGCUGACUGCCACACAGUACAUCGCUCCCCUCAUGGCCAACUUUGACCCGAGCUUCUCCAAAAACUCAACAGUGAGAUACUCGGACAACGGUAAUUUAUUUGUGGUGCAGUGGGACAAAGUGCAGCUUAAGGAACGUGAGGCUGAAGGACCUUUUACUUUCCAGGCAAUCCUCCACAGCAAUGGAACCAUUGUUUUCAACUACAGAGACAUCCCUAUACCGGUGGAGAAAAUGAAUUCAACCGAGCAUCCAGUGAAAGUGGGACUGUCUGAUGCUUUCAUGGCAGUCCUCCCCCCCUCACAGCUCUCAGAAGCGAACCGCCAAACUAUCUACGAGUAUCAUCGUGUUGAGAUUAACCUCACAAAGAUUGUUGGGAGAUCUGCUUUUGAGUUCACGCCUCUGCCCACUUGUCUACAACACACAUCCUGUGAUCUCUGCCUAACAUCCAACCUGACAACUGGCUGUGGCUGGUGCAACACACUUCAACGAUGUUCUGACGGUAUCGACCGGCACAGACAAGAGUGGUUAGAUUAUAACUGCCCUGAAGAGGCAAAAGGCACAUGUGAGGACUACAACCCGGUAUUACCUGAGGGAUCAAUGAGCUCCUUCAACCAGUCUUCUCCAGGUCCAACGUCUUCUUCAGCAGUGAUGGACAACCAGCCUGUCACUAAAGAUUUAGAGACGAGUCCACCGGACCAUAAGGGGAUAACCGAGAAUACGGCCAUCAUCGCAGGUGUAGUGGCGGCGCUGGUUGUGCUGGUAGUUCUGACCUUACUGGCUGUUUACUACAUCAACACACACCCCACAGUCGCUCCACCGUUCUACCUCAUGCAGCAACUACUGUCUGUUGUUCGUAGCGACGCACCAAUAACUACUGGCCGUCCAUGAAGUUCCGCAACCAGGGAUGUCACUCCAGUUACGCCGAGGUCGAGCUUGGAGGUCAUGAAAAGGAAGGUUUCAUUGAAGCUGAGCAGUGCUGCUGAAAGUCCUGGACUUGCAGGACUCAGUCAGAAGAAGAAAGGACACCAUCUUGAGGACUGCAAAGAUAUUACAAGGGGAUGAAUAUGGACGAUCAGGCCGACCAUCGACACAGGGUGUGCCAACUUUAACCUUGGCGGCUGGACAGCGUUUUCUGUAACUGCUCUUGUAGCUCUUGCCAGCUUUCUCUGUGUCUUUUUCUCUUUGCCAUCACACAGGAGAUCUGCCAUAUUACUCAAAGGUUGGAGAGUCUGAGAGGAAGCCGACUGUACAGAAAUGAUGAGAUGCAAACGUGUAACUGUACAAAAACCCAUCAAUGCAAGCGGAUGUCAGGGAAUGAAUCGAACUAGCCUUCAUACUGCAAACCAACAUACAGCUCAACAUAACAAUGUGUUUUUGUUUUUCAUUCAGUUUAUAGAGUUAUUUUUGUUUCAUGAAUAUAUCUCUGUGGAAUUCACUAUAACAGAUAUUUAGCUAUGUAACUGAUAGUGUUUAUAAUGGUCAUCUUGAACUUCUCUGGAAAUAUUAUUUGGAUGAAUUUUAGAGGCAUCAAGUUAUGAGAGUUUUCUUUUUAACCUUUCUGUUUAAAUGUCUUCUAAUAAAAGCUGGUGGUGAGUGUUGAUAUUAAUCUCAUGCUUGGUGAAGAGUUGAAAAUAAAUGGUACCAUCUUGGCCUAUAUUUAGACUAGGCAUAUCGUUUACUGAGAAAAGUGUGGAACAGAUGCUGGUCACUGUCAGGUGGGUGCCAUCAGGUAAUAAACUGUUUUAUUUACAUGCUAUGAA